Molecule: messenger RNA, 1271 nt
Organism: Cyanistes caeruleus (blue tit)
Lineage: Eukaryota; Metazoa; Chordata; Aves; Passeriformes; Paridae
Source: RefSeq, a predicted model, not a curated record
GAUGCUCUCUGUCUGUGCUGGUAGCCUGUGACACCGUGAGAAAUGAGCCAUCAGGGACUCGCCAAGCCAAACCCAAGCCAAGGAAUGGGGUCACAGCCGGGAGGGUGAGCUUGGGUCCCAGCCCUUGAGAUCAGAAAAUAGCACUGCUCAAAGUGGAGCCAGAAGCCUCCAUGCACUGCCUCAACUCGUGGUGCAGCCUCGGAGCUAAGGGGCAGCAGCAGCUCCUGUCCCCCAGCCUCCCUGGGACCGUGUCUGUGGGGCUGGGGUGUCUCUUACCUGUGGUUUCCUUGGGCCACAGUCACACUUACGGGACGAGACGGGUGAUUUGUCACUUAAAUCCCAUCUUCUCUGCUCCUAGGUCACAGCUCAGACCAGCUCCUGGCACCACUGAGCCAAACUGGAUUUCCACCGGUGACCUGGGAGCAGUGAGUCCCGUGUGGGCGCGUGCCCUCAGCCAGCAUGACCAGCGAGGUGGUGGAGAACGAGUUUGAGUUUUACUCCAAGGCAGAGAAGUACUGGAAGGAUGUGCCCGCCACAGUGGAUGGCAUGCUGGGGGGCUACGGCCACAUCUCCAGCAUCGACAUCAACAGCUCCAGGAAGUUCCUGCAGAGGUUUCUGCGGGAUGGCCCCAACCGGACGGGGACAACCCGUGCUCUGGACUGUGGGGCUGGCAUUGGCCGGAUCACCAAGCGGCUGCUGCUGCCCCUCUUCAAGACAGUGGACAUGGUGGAUGUGACAGAGGACUUCCUCACCAAGGCCAAGAGCUACCUGGGUGAGGAGGGCAGGCGGGUGCGCAACUACUUCUGCUGCGGCCUCCAGGACUUCAGCCCUGAGCCAAACUCCUAUGAUGUCAUCUGGAUCCAGUGGGUCAUCGGACAUCUCACUGACAACCACCUCUCUGACUUCCUGAAGCGCUGCCGUGCCGGCCUGCGGCCCAACGGCAUCGUGGUCAUCAAGGACAACAUGGCUCAGGAGGGUGUGAUCAUGGACGAUGUGGACAGCAGCGUCUGCCGGGACCUGGACGUGGUCCAUAAGAUCAUCCGCAGAGCUGGGCUGCACCUCCUGGCUGAGGAGCGCCAGGAGAACUUCCCUGAUGAGAUCUACCACGUCUACACCUUUGCCAUGAGAUGAGGGCAGUGGGAGAAGGUCUCUCCCAUGUCGUGACUCCCCUUCCAGGGGCUGGUGACAAGGAUGGGACUUUGUCUUCCAAGUUGCUGCUGUUUGUGAAAAGAGGUGUUUGCCAAAUACAUUUUCCUGCUGUUGCACUUCUG